Sus scrofa (pig) is the source of this 3649-nucleotide messenger RNA. It is a transcript of the gene SMUG1, whose product is annotated as single-strand-selective monofunctional uracil-DNA glycosylase 1. NCBI's taxonomy places the organism in Eukaryota, Metazoa, Chordata, Mammalia, Artiodactyla, Suidae. The record is from RefSeq and is a predicted model, not a curated record. Gene Ontology annotation, biological process: base-excision repair. Gene Ontology annotation, molecular function: single-strand selective uracil DNA N-glycosylase activity; oxidized pyrimidine nucleobase lesion DNA N-glycosylase activity.
AGUUGGAGGCUGGGAACCUGGGGCGCUGGGGCUGGCCGGGGGACUCCCCGGCCUUCUGGGCGGUGGCAGGCGGGAAGUCGGGAUGCCUGUGUUUUGGGGCACCUCGCUCCGUUUGGGGUUUACCCAGCGCAGGCAGAGCGGAGCCCAUGGAGCCGCUCGGGGGGCCUGCGGGAACAAGGCUUUCCCGUCGGGCGGAGCCCGCGGGCGAAUGCGGAGGUUUUUUUGUGGAGCCUUAGUCGUCGGCCCCCUCGGAACCAGGAGGAGAGAUUAAGUGGUUUUUUUUGUUGUUGUUGCCGUUGUUUUUUUUUUUUUUUUUUUUUUUUUGAGUACAUGCUCUAUUAUUAUUUUCACUGGUUAAGGAUUUGCUGAUUGUCCCUGGGGUUCCUGGAGUGCCCCCAAGGGCAGGGGAGUGGUUAGUGUUUUGGGUUCCGUUUGCACUUGCUGAGUUUAGUGUCGGCAUAGAUGGCAAGUCUAGUCAUUGGAUCGCCCUCCGCUUCCUCUGCCCUUAACGUGAUAUGACACUGUGAUUUAUAAAGUAUCUGCAUUUCCUAAGUCUCUGGCUCUUGGUGACUUUAGAUAGGACUUCCAAGUUUCCCCUUUGAGCUUUCACGGUGUUUUUUAAAGGACCUUAAAUGGAGUCACAGCAUAUUACAAUUAUCUGUCUUAUAAUUAAACUUACAAGCAGUAAGUGUAGUCUGGCCUACAUUUAUUCAUUUUGGAUUUCUUGCCCACCGAGAGACUACACAGUGCCUAUCAUGUGACAGUGGCAUGGCUGUGCCCCAGGCUUUCCCACUGGGGCCCCUCCACGAACCUGCAGGCGCCCUUAUGGAGCCCCAGCCCUCCCCUCGAAGUUUGGCUGAGGGCUUCCUGGAGGAGGAGCUCCGGCUUAAUGGUGAGCUGAAGCAACUACAGUUUUCCGAGCCUGUGGGCCUCAUCUACAAUCCUGUGGAGUACGCCUGGGAGCCACAUCGCAGCUACGUCACCCGCUACUGCCAGGGCCCCAAGCAAGUGCUCUUCUUGGGCAUGAACCCAGGACCCUUUGGCAUGGCCCAGACUGGGGUGCCCUUUGGGGAAGUGAGUAUGGUCCGGGACUGGUUAGGCAUCGGGGGCUCUGUGCUGACCCCUCCCCAAGAGCACCCCAAGCGACCAGUGCUGGGACUGGAGUGCCCUCAGUCCGAGGUAAGUGGUGCCCGGUUCUGGGGCUUUUUCCGGAACCUCUGUGGACAGCCCGAGGUCUUCUUCCGUCACUGUUUCGUCCACAACCUGUGUCCUCUGCUCCUCCUGGCCCCCAGUGGGCGCAAUCUCACCCCUGCCGAACUGCCGGCCAAGCAGCGAGAACAGCUCCUCGGGGUGUGUGACGCAGCGCUUUGCCGGCAGGUGCAGCUGCUGGGGGUGCGGCUGGUGGUGGGCGUGGGGCGCGUGGCCGAGCAGCGGGCACGGCGGGCUCUGGCCGGCCUGAUGCCUGAGGUCCAGGUGGAGGGGCUCCUGCACCCCUCCCCUCGUAGCCCACAGGCCAACAAGGGCUGGGAGGCAGUGGCCAAGGAGAGACUGAAUGAGCUGGGGCUGCUGCCGCUGCUGACGAAAUGAGUGCCCCUGCUGCCGGCACAGGACGCGUUCAAGACCCCCAGGGUCGUUCUGGACAAGCAGAUGACCACGCGCCUCCUGGACCGGAGCGACAAAGUUCCCCUCCGCUCCCUGGUUGCUGUGACCUGCCACGGCAGUUGCGACACUACUCCUGCUCGCCCUCCCGAUUUCCUGCUCACUUCACCUUCCUCCGAGCGUGGCCUCUGGUCUGUGGGUCCCAGCGCCACCGAGGGCCGGCGCCCACAAGCUGCUCUACCUACCUGUUGCCCUGGGGGCUGCUCUUUGGUGGAGAGUGACCUCAACAGUGACUUCUGAGGUCAUAUUUUCAGUUGUAGAGAAAAGUUCUUGCCCAGAUCCCCACUCAUCCUUCAGCUCACCCCUUCGCUCACAGGGACCAGGAGAAAGCAUGAGCCAUGGAUGCUAAGGGUGAACUUCUGAUGGGAGACUGAGGCCAGGUCAGGGAGAGAGAAUUCAGUGUGGCAGCACGGGAGGGACCAGAAGACCUGGAUCUCCACCCAGCCUUAAGACUUGUGAACCCCGUGACUGUAGAUGAGUUGACCGACCUCUCCAAGCCUCAGGAGCCUCUGUAAAUUAGGGUUCCUGCCUCCUGGGGCUGGUGUGGAAAUUCACUGAGAUAACACUUACAAGUGCCUUGCACAGUGCCUGGCGCACGGGUGCUCAUCCCACCUCCCCUGGCUCUCGCCUUUGGGUGGGGAAGGCACCGCGCUACACUACACGGGGAGCCCCUCUGCUCCCAAGGCCGGGGUGGGCCUGAGUGAGGGGCAGAUUCUUGCCCCGCCAGAGCUGGACCAAUGACUUUAUGAAAAACCCAGCCUGUGAUUUUUUCAAUCUAAGCAUUAAAAGCCCCUAAACCCUUGUGUGUGGGCCCUUUUUUCCCUCCUGUGCGUCAGCAAUUGGAAGGUGGUAGUUCACAUGUUCCCCUCUUAGCUUCUUCCCUGUUUGCAGAGAAGGGUCCUCUUGGGUAGCUGGGGAAUGGUGGGAACAGUCUCUCAUCGUCUGAGCAAAGCUGCAGGGUCUCUGUGAGGGGCCUGUCCGGUGGUUUGCGUGCUGCUCAGGGCACUGUGGAGAGUAGGGCGCCGGUAGAUGGGAGCCUGGCCUUUCCAGCUAACUCGGUUCUUCUGUCUGCCGAAUGGCUGGGUGGUGCAUCCCUUUAGCAAAGGCUGGGGAAGUGAAUCCACAGGAGAGCAGAGACCACCCUAAUAAGGAACAUAUGGGACAGGUCAUCUCCAGCUCUCAAAAUGUGUAAGAUUUUUAGUCUAAGUGUUCCCUCUCCCGUUGUAUAAUAAUUUGAGGGGCCUUUGUCCUUGGUUCUUGGGAGGGAACCUCUAAAUCCUCAGGAUUUCCCAAGGGAUAGGAGUUUCUUACUCAUGGUGGGACCCUUGGACCACACUUGCCUUUAUGCUGAAAUUUGACUCAGGAGGGCUGACCAUGCCUGAAAGACCAGCCAGGUGAUAUCAGCCUGACCUUCACGGGGGUGGGGGGCAGUCUGGAGAUUGAAUUCAAGCAUGUGGUCGGUGAUUUCAAUCAGUUAUGCCUCGAUAAUGAAACCCUAAUAAAAACUCUGGAGGAGUUCCCGUCGUGGCUCAGCAGUUAAUGAAUCUGACUAGCAUCCAUGAGGACGCACGUUCAAUCCCUGGCUUUGCUCAGUGGGUUAAGGAUCUGGCAUUACCAUGAUCUGUGGUGUAGGUCACAGAUGCAGCUUGGAUCCUGCGUUGCUGUGGCUGUGGUGUAGGCCAGUGGCUUACAGCUCCGAUUCGACCUCUGGGAACCUGGGAACCUCCAUGUGCUGCAGGUGUGGCUCUUUUAAAAGAGAAAAAAAAAAAAAACAAAAACAAAACCAUAAAAACACAACUCUGGACAUGGAGUCUUUGCGAGCUUCCUCUUCAGUGAACACAUGAAAGUGUCAGGAGGGUGAUGUUUCCUGAUUCCAUGGGGAAAGGGCAUGGAAACUGGGUCCCACCCUUCUCAGAUCUUGUAUUAUAUGUCUCUUCAUUUGGCUGAUUCUGAUUUGUAUCCUUUAUAAUAAAACUAAUUGCAAGUGGAG